This is a messenger RNA of Mollisia scopiformis, 519 nucleotides long. RefSeq lists its product as uncharacterized. The record is from RefSeq and is a predicted model, not a curated record. The transcript has a single exon. Bases 124 to 483 code for a protein of 119 amino acids. NCBI's taxonomy places the organism in Eukaryota, Fungi, Ascomycota, Leotiomycetes, Helotiales, Mollisiaceae.
GUAUAAAUUGGUCUGGGUAGUGAAAUGGGAAUACGGUUGGAUUCAAUCAAUUUUUUUGUCUCGUCAGUUCGGUAAAUGUGCUAAGUGCAAGAACCAGGAUCAUGCGCGAGCGCGCUCCUCUGGAUGUCUUCUCUUGUAUUUAUAAUUUCGUUGAUUAUCGACGUUUCCUUGUCGGUCCUCGCUCAUCAAAUCUCAGCUCCAGCUCCUAGAAAUCACUCCACGUUACUGGUUAAACCUUCGUCUGCUCUAUCUUCAUCUCUUGAUCAAUUGCGUAUCGCUCUUUUACUUUGCCAAAGUCUCUCAAACACAUUUGUUUUUGGAGUAUCUACUCCAUAUUCAUUUCUAUUAUUCCGAUGGUUUGCUGUUUUGCUUGAUUUGCGCGUCUUCCGCAAAUUGCGCGGACUGCGCGGACUGCGCGGAUUGUGUAGAUUAUAUAGAUUGUGUGGAUUGUGUGUGGUUCAAGCUGCUAGAGUUUGUAUAUAGUAUUGACAUCAAUAUCUCCUAAGUAAUCAAAUCUCG